This is a messenger RNA of Nematolebias whitei (Rio pearlfish), 3030 nucleotides long. RefSeq names its product leucine rich repeat containing 7 (gene lrrc7). Lineage: Eukaryota; Metazoa; Chordata; Actinopteri; Cyprinodontiformes; Rivulidae. Gene Ontology annotation, cellular component: postsynaptic density; postsynaptic membrane; adherens junction. Bases 10 to 3030 code for a protein of 1006 amino acids. The record is from RefSeq and is a predicted model, not a curated record. The transcript is spliced from 26 exons. Gene Ontology annotation, biological process: neurotransmitter receptor transport, endosome to postsynaptic membrane; neurotransmitter receptor transport postsynaptic membrane to endosome. Gene Ontology annotation, molecular function: protein binding.
UGUCUGGAAAUGACCACUAAACGGAAGCUGAUUGGCCGGCUGGUGCCGUGCCGUUGUUUCCGUGGUGAAGAGGAAGUGAUCUCAGUGUUGGACUACUCUCACUGCAGCCUUCAGCAGGUCCCCAAGGAAAUCUUCAGUUUUGAGAGGACUCUAGAGGAGCUCUACCUAGAUGCCAACCAGAUUGAGGAACUACCCAAGCAACUGUUUAACUGCCAGGCCCUGAAGAAACUCAGCAUGCCCGAUAACGACCUGUCCAACCUUCCCACCACCAUCGCCAGCCUGGUUAACCUCAAAGAGCUAGACAUCAGUAAAAAUGGAAUUCAGGAGUUUCCAGACAAUAUAAAAUGCUGUAAAGGUCUGUCUGUGGUAGAAGCCAGUGUAAACCCCAUCACCAAACUCCCAGAUGGUUUUACACAACUCCUAAAUCUGACCCAGCUCUUCUUAAAUGAUGCCUUCCUGGAGUAUCUGCCUGCUAAUUUUGGCAGACUCUCCAAACUACGAAUUCUGGAGCUGAGAGAGAACCACCUGAAAACAAUGCCAAAGUCCAUCCACAGACUAACACAGCUGGAGAGGUUGGAUCUGGGUAGCAAUGAAUUCUCAGAACUGCCAGAGGUGUUGGAACAGUUGCACAGCCUGAAGGAGCUGUGGCUGGACAACAACUCUCUACAGUCCAUACCUGGGUCUUUAGGGAAGCUUCGUCAGUUGCGGUACUUAGACUUAGCAAAGAAUCGGAUUGAGUCGCUGGAUAGUGAUGUUUCAGGCUGUGAGGCCUUAGAAGACCUGUUGAUGUCCUCCAACAUGCUGCAGCACCUCCCGGACUCUAUAGGAAUGUUGAAGAAGCUGACCACUCUGAAGGUAGACGACAACCAGCUGACCUCACUGCCUCACACCAUUGGGAGUCCGAAGCCAAAGCAAGGUCUUUCUCUGUUGGAGGAGCUGGACUGCAGCUGUAACGAGCUGGAGUCGUUGCCUCCUACCAUCGGCUACCUGCACAGCCUGAGGACUUUUGCUGCAGAUGAGAACUUCCUCAUAGAGCUGCCACGUGAGAUUGGUAAUUGCAAGAACGUGACGGUGAUGUCGCUUCGGUCCAACAAAUUGGAGUUUCUUCCUGAUGAGAUCGGACAGAUGACCAAGCUGCGCGUCCUCAACCUCAGCGACAACAGGUUAAAAAAUCUUCCGUUUAGCUUCACCAAGCUGAAAGAUCUGGCAGCGCUGUGGCUUUCUGACAAUCAGUCCAAGGCUCUGAUCCCACUGCAGACAGAAGCCCAUCCAGAAACCAAACAGAAGGUUUUGACCAACUACAUGUUUCCUCAACAGCCGCGACAUGAUGAGGAUUACCAGUCAGAUAGUGACAGCUUUAAUCCGACUCUGUGGGAGGAGCAGAGACAGCAGAGGAUGACUGUGGCCUUUGACUUUGAGGACAAGAAAGACGAUGAAGACAACUCUGGGAAAGUAAAGGUGGAGAUUAACUUGAAGCGCUACCCAACCCCUUACCCCGAGGACCUUAAGAACAUGGUCAAGUCGGUACAAAGCCUUGUGGGUAAAAAUGUACAUCCGGGACACGCACACCAGCACCAGCACCAGCACCAGCACCAGCUGAGCACAGGCACUGCCACCUCAGCAGGAACCAACAUGGAACAUACACACCUCAGCAAAGAGCCGUAUGAACCGCCGUGGCCCCUGCCUCCCAAAGAGGUGACUGACAGAGAGAUGCAGAACUUCUCCCAGUCUCAGCUGAUGGAUCAGGGACCGAUGCAUAACUCCGGCAUCGACAUUCCCAAGAGGAAGGACAAAGAAGAUUUGACAGAGAGCUCAGAGGACUCAAUGGGCGGCUCUCCUAACGACAUCCGUAUCUCUGACAUGAGGCCCACAUUAGUGGAGCCCCCAAUGUACAAACCAAAGGUGGUACUGCUGGGGAAGGAUAAAAAAGAGUCAACAGAUGACGAGGUAGAUAAACUCCACUGUCUGAACCACAGCGGCUCUUCGGCCACAUACUCAGACUACUCUCCCUCGCAAGGCUCUUCAGGCUCCUCCAAUCCGUCCGCCAACACACACUCACACGCACAUCCUCACGCACACCCACACAACCCUGCCUUGCCAGCUCCCAGCAAGGAUCAGGCUCCUCAGACCCACUGGACCAACAGGGGGUGCCAGGGGGGCGCCAGGACGCCCUCUCAACAGGGUGCCAUGUUGGAAAAUGACCAGGAGGGGGUGUCAGGGAAUAACCAGUGGGUUCCCUACUCACUUGGUAGAAGAGAUGUUCCCCCUGACAACCUCAUGAAAAAGAGUGGACAUUCACACAACCCUUCACACCAGCCACACAACACCAUGAUUGUCACUUCCUCCUCUUCCUCCUCGAGCUCUCAGCCUCAUCGUGUAGUCGGGCAGCAAGGUUACGAUGGCAUGAUGAACAAGGGUGGGCAGUACCAGCAAGGAAUGACUUUGUCACUGGUUCCAUCUGGUGGACAGUACCAGAGCAAUAUUUCUCAAGCUCUUCCAUCUCCUGGCCAGGCUUACCCAGGUGGUGGCCUCCCUAUGGCUCUGUCCUCAUCUGGAAACCAAACCCAGUAUAACCCCCACUCCACUCAUCAGCCCCCCUUACCUGCUACCAACCCUCAGUACCAUGCUAACCAAGGCAUGGUUCACAGCAAUCAGGUUGUCAUGACUACCCACACCAACCCGCGGCCUCAGAGUGCUCGGUGUCUGCUGCAGACUAAAGGCCAGAAGAGCACAGAUGGUUUCCAGGAACAGUUGUGUGUGAGAAUAGAGAAGAAUCCUGGUCUUGGUUUCAGUAUCUCUGGUGGCAUCAGUGGCCAGGGGAACCCCUUCAAACCCUCCGACAUGGGUAUCUUUGUUACUAGGGUACAGCAUGACGGACCAGCCACUGCUGCCCUGCAGCCUGGAGACAAGAUACUUCAGGCUAACGGACAUAGUUUUUUACACAUGGAGCACGAGACAGCCGUCUCUCUGCUGAAGAAUUUCCCGCGGACAGUGAACUUGGUGGUUCUGAGAGACAGCAGUAUGCUCUAG